Anthonomus grandis grandis is the source of this 881-nucleotide messenger RNA. RefSeq lists its product as uncharacterized. The transcript has 2 exons. Gene Ontology annotation, biological process: sensory perception of smell. The record is from RefSeq and is a predicted model, not a curated record. Bases 439 to 852 code for a protein of 137 amino acids. NCBI's taxonomy places the organism in Eukaryota, Metazoa, Arthropoda, Insecta, Coleoptera, Curculionidae. Gene Ontology annotation, molecular function: odorant binding.
CACCUGUUCUAUGCAUGAUUUUACAUGCAGUUUUUUAAUGAAUUUUAAACAAUAAAAUCGUAAUGAAGGAAAACGUUACACAGCAUUUUCUCGGUAGACUUGAACUUGAAGUGUUUCUAGAAUAAUCUGCAGCUGUAUAGAAUAAUAAAUACAGGGUGGCCAAAAAAAACGCAAGAAUAAAAUCUCUUAUUGGUUCUCAGUUUUGGAACGACUUGUAUGUUCACAUACCACUGCUUAAUUAAAUUAUCCCAUAUACUCUUAAUAUACAAUUAAAAAUACAUCAAAAAUAAAAAAUAUGUUAUUAAUUUGUAUAAUUAAAAUAUCAUAUUCCGCAACCACAAUGCUUUAAAAUUAUAUAUUUAAAAUGAUUUUUUUCCUUAUAAAUUUGGAAUUAUUGGACUUCGUGGGUUGUUUUUUGUCGAUGCCUUUAGAAUAAAAAUGGUUAAUUUUAAGAUAAUUUUGGUGGGAAUUUGUGUUAUUUCUAUCGUAUCAUGUCAACUAAUGAUAAAUUUUUCACCAGAAGAAAUGAGAAAUCUUCUGCAGUACAACAACCAAUGCCAAAGAAGUAGCGGUGCCACUCAGCAAGAAAUCAUAAGUGCCCUUCAAAAUAGAUUUUCCGAUUCUCCUGCAUUAAAGUCCCACAUCUUCUGUCUUGGUAAAAAAAUGGGUUUCGUGUCUGAUAAUGGCACCUUCCAACGUGAGACGAUCAGAAACCGGAUGGGCAAAUACCUAAAGGACCAAAGCAAAAUGGAUCAAUUAAUGGAUAAGUGCUUCACCGGAAAUGGCAAUCCUAAAGAGUCUACUUAUAAUGCUAUAAAGUGUAUUUCUGGUAAUAGAAGUAUGGUUAUUUAAAUGUAUGAAAUAUAUUGUAAUUAAUUUUC